Aedes albopictus (Asian tiger mosquito) is the source of this 1776-nucleotide messenger RNA. RefSeq lists its product as uncharacterized. The record is from RefSeq and is a predicted model, not a curated record. Lineage: Eukaryota; Metazoa; Arthropoda; Insecta; Diptera; Culicidae. The transcript has a single exon. Gene Ontology annotation, biological process: proteolysis. Bases 1 to 1776 code for a protein of 591 amino acids. Gene Ontology annotation, molecular function: zinc ion binding; aspartic-type endopeptidase activity; nucleic acid binding.
AUGGAAGGUUACGGUCCGCCAAGAUUUGCCCUGGGAGAUCAAUGGGAGAUGUACCAGGAACGUUUGGAGCAGUACUUCGUUGCGGUUGAUUUGGAAGAGGAGCGUAAAUCCGCUGUACUCCUAACAUCGAUUUCGCUUGAGGUAUACCAGACGGUGAAGAAUAUUUGUUACCCUGCAAAACCAAACACCAAGACGUACGACGAGCUGUGUGGAUUGCUGAAAGGAAGAUUUUGUGCGACGGUUGUUACCUAUCGGGAGAGAGCUUUGUUCUACCGGGCGCGGCAAGAACCAGACGAGAGCGUUUUGGAAUGGCAUGUGCGGUUGAAGAGGCUGUCGCUGAACUGUGAAUUCGGUGAACAUUUGGAUCACGCUUUGAAGGACAUUUUUGUCACGGGACUUCGACCUGGACCGAUUUUUGAAAGAUUGUGCGAAGAGGAUGACGCGGUUUCGUUGGAGGAUUUGCUCAAAAUAGCGUCGAAACGUGAAGCUACAUUGAAGAAUCGAGCGGUCCUGGAGGUGAACAAGAUCGUUGAGAAGAAGCCCAAUUAUGUUCCGAAAUCGUUCAAGAAAACUGGAUCUGCUACGUGUUACGCCUGCGGUAAAGCCAAUCAUGAUUUCCGCAGCUGUCAGUACCGAAGUUAUGUCUGCAAUAUCUGCAAAGAGAAGGGACAUAUUGCCGUGGUCUGUCCAAGGAAGACGAAGGAAAACCUCGGACGGAAGGAUAAAACCGUGAACCAUUUGGAGAUCAACAACAUGGCGUACAGUGACCCUUAUUGCGUGAGUAUUAGCGUGAAUGGAAGGAACACGAAGUUUGAGGUGGACACUGGAUCACCAAUUACCGUUAUCUCGGAGGAAUUUUAUGAGUCUCAGUUCGGAGAAUUUCCCCUACGCCCGUUCCAAGGAAAGCUGGUAUUCUAUACUGGCGGCGAAGCUACACCAAGAGGAGCAUUCGAUGCAGUAUUGAAGUAUCAAGGCGUACAAGCGGUUGGUCAAGUUGUGGUGGUUGAAGGCGGAAGGAACCCUCUGAUCGGAAGAGAUUUCAUUGGCGACUUGCUGAAAAUCAAAUUUAACAAAAUAGAUGCUGAACAAACGGAGAAUUUGGAAGAGCGGCUGAAACCAGUGCUGAACCGUUACGAAGACUUGUUUGACGAUUCUUUGGGCUGCUACAAGUAUUCGAAAGUUAGUCUGCAGCUAAAGCCAGAUGCCGUUCCGAAGUUUGUGAAGCCAAGGAAAAUUCCGAUUUCGUUCCAACCAAAAGUUGAAGAAGAACUGGAAAAGCUCGAGAAAACCGGUAUCAUUUCGAAAGCUGAGAAUGCUGAUUGGGGAACGCCAUUGGUUCCGGUAUUGAAGAAGGACAAUUCGAUCUGGUUGUGUGCUGAUUACCGUGUAACAGUGAAUCCGUUUCUGGAAGACAAACGUUACCCUAUGCCUGUGGCCGAAGACAUUUUUGCCAAACUCAACGGAGGAAAGUUCUUUUCGAAACUCGACCUGAAAUCAGCAUACAAUCAACUUCUGCUUGACGAAGAAUCGAAGAAGAUGUUGGCUUGGAGCACGCAUAAAGGAAUCUACUAUGUGAACAGAUUGCCGUUUGGAACAAAACCUGCUUGUGCUAUUUUUCAAGAGAUCCUGGAGAGGCUAUUGCAAGAUUGCCCUGGAUGUGUCAACUUUCUGGAUGAUGUGCUGGUGACCGGAGCAACUAUCGAGGAACACCUGAACAAUCUGUCGAGAGUAUUAGAGAAGCUUUUGGGAUGCUGGAUUCCGGCUCAACAAAGGUAA